Lactuca virosa is the source of this 342-nucleotide messenger RNA. NCBI's taxonomy places the organism in Eukaryota, Viridiplantae, Streptophyta, Magnoliopsida, Asterales, Asteraceae. The record is from the annotation of a GenBank genome assembly.
AUGCUAACCGAUGAAUCGGUGCAAAUGUCGGUGAUCCUAAAGGACUACUAUGAUUCAAUGGAGAGAACACAAAAUAGCGCGGAUCUUGAAGAAGGGUUAACCCAUAUGGAAACCGAGAUUUUGGUAGAUGAAAUGGAAAAAAGAGGCGCGGAAGUGUCAUCAUACACUAACACCGAUGUUGAUGAAGAUAUUGUCGACACUCAAGAAGCACGCAAUGCAAAUUUUACAAGUACAUCAUCUAACAUCACUCCCGGCCAAGAUUACUCCAACCCUGACCAAGAAGUUCUUUAUUCCGACGACAACUACAACUUUUGGAAUUUCCCUACAGAUAUGACAUUCUGA